Anopheles nili is the source of this 3054-nucleotide messenger RNA. RefSeq lists its product as uncharacterized. Gene Ontology annotation, molecular function: DNA-binding transcription factor activity, RNA polymerase II-specific; RNA polymerase II cis-regulatory region sequence-specific DNA binding; SMAD binding. The transcript is spliced from 2 exons. Gene Ontology annotation, cellular component: nucleus. The record is from RefSeq and is a predicted model, not a curated record. Lineage: Eukaryota; Metazoa; Arthropoda; Insecta; Diptera; Culicidae. Bases 1 to 3054 code for a protein of 1017 amino acids. Gene Ontology annotation, biological process: negative regulation of BMP signaling pathway.
AUGGGGUGGUUGGAGGAGGAGGAGAAGGUGGCGGCCUUCGAGGACGGUGGUACGCUCGCCAUCAAGGCGGAACCCCUGGACAUUCCACUGAAGAAACCAAAGCUUAUGAGCGACGUCGGUGCGCUCUAUCACAGCGGCUGUGGCAGCGGCACAAGCCGAUCGCAGCACAACGCAACCCAGCUGCUUGUGCAGGCACACCAUCACGCGUACCACCACCAGCAGCAGGCGCAAUUGCAGCAGCAACAAACGAGUGCAGCUUUCCGACCCUGGACCGCUCAGCAGAAGGCACAAAAGUACGCCCAACAGCAGCAGCAAGCGCUACUGCUGCAGCAGAUCGGACCGUACGCGAACGGCACGACUACGACGAUCGUAAAUGGCACCAUUCGAGCGACAUCUCCCGGUGGCAGUAUCCUUACGCUCAGCAGCCAGGAACCACCGCUGUUGCAAAACCCCGAGAACGUCGUACCGAUGUCGGAGAAGGACAAAUUCGAGCGAUCGUACCAACCGAACGUGGCGCUUGUCCCACGCAAGUCGAUCCUUUGCGGCAAGGAUUCAUCCAGUUCGUCUGCGGGUGGGCAACAACGGCGUGAUUACGACGACAAAGAGCGAUCCGUCAUCAAGUGUGAAGUGGUGCAGAUCAAGCAGGAAAGCCCGCCGACUCCUCCGACAACAUCCUCGUCGUCUUCGGCUUCAGGCCGUUGUCCAUCAACCGGUUCGGCGGCGAUGCAUGAAGGAUCCGUGAUGCGAUCCGUGAUUAAGUGCGACGUGCAGAUCAAACAGGAACGUCCUGGUACGCCACCACCACCGGGCAGUGGCCAAAUGGAGCACGGUAGAAGAACCGGAUCAGCAACGGGUGGCGAUAGCAGCCGAUCACCCGGUCCACCACCGACGUCACACAUUCCCGUCACAUCGCCACCGUCCGGAGGAGGAUCGCUUCAACACCAGGGUGCGAUCACGAUCAGUACGAUCAUUGCCAAGCAUCAUGUCUCAUCGAUGGGUGGCAGUGCGUACGGAGGUGGCAGCAACAGCAACAGUCCUGUUCCGUUGGAUGCCCAACAACACUCGGGUUCGUCCGGUUCGAAUGAGAUCACUUCUUCGACGUCUCCUUUACCACCGGCACCGAUCGUCGUCAGCAUGGGCACCCUUAAUGGGGCGUGUAUCGGUGGUGAUGGUACACCUGGAAGUGGAAUAGACAAACCGAAGCUGGUGUUGAUCAAGGAACCGAUCAGUCCCCCAGUGGGCGCUCGGACGGCGUCCGUGCGACAUUCUCCUCAUGGCCAUUUGCUUCAGCAGCAGCAGCAGCAACAACAGCACGGUCUUGCGGUGAGUCAUCAUUCGCAGCAAGGAUCCUCGUCGUCACCUCCACCACCAUCGCAUCAUGGCGAUCAUCAUCAGCCGUUGUAUAUGCACCAUCAUCAGGUGUUGCAUCAGCAGCAGCAGCAGCAUCAUCAUUACCGAUCUCAUCACGGUGGCGUAGCUGGUACGAUAAUUCACCGGAAUGGUGGGUUAGCGACUGUGGGCAACUCCGAGUUUGAGCUGUCAACUGACACGGACGACGAUAGUCAGGCAGGUGAACCGGACAGCAGCAAUGCGCCUUCGACGGUCGAGCUGAUCGGCGAAGUGUUGAAGGAGGUCGAACCGGAGACGAAGCAACAGAUACUGGACAUCUUUAAGGUGCUGUUGCAGGAAAGCCGAGUUGAGCAUCAUCGGUUGCAGAUGGAGAUCCGCGCUAAGGAAGACCAGAUGGUGGACGUGCAACGGCAAAAGGAUCAUCUACAACAGCAGGUCCAUCAACUGCAGCACGAGCUCGAUCGGGCGUUGCUGAAGAUUGAUUCACUCCGGGAGCAUCAUCAUCAGUUGACGGCGCAACAACACCAUCAUCACCAUCACCAUCACCAGCAGCAGCAGCAGCAUCACAUAAUGAUACGCGACACGCUAAAUGGAGCCGGUGAGUCGAGUACGUCCUCGACGCCACCAUCGCCACUCUCACUGGUCAGCAACGGUAGCAACAGCAACCACAGCCACCAUCAACCGAUCGAGCGGCGGAACAGUUUUCCCGAGAAGUCGGAGAUCAUUAUGAAGCCGUUGAAGAAACUCCUUCGCCGCAGUCCGGAUGAUUCGACGACGGUGCUUAUGUUGGCGUCACCGCCACCCCAACCACCGGUUAGUGUCACGUUGCCAUCGACCCUUCCGGCGUGUCUGUCAAUUACGGCCACCAGCAUCCCGGUGGCUCCGAAAGAGUCCUUCAUCCAGCGAGACACGGACGCGAGCUCCGAGGAUACGGUGCGACGGCAACGGUGCAGUUCGGCAGGUUCCUCCACAUCGCCGCCAUUGCCAUCGACGGUGUCCCAAGGUGGACCGUUGGUUCCCCCAUCGACACCAUCUUUGCUUCCGCCGCCAGCACAGCAGCAAACACCACCAACAAGUGCCACUAAUGUACCUGCAUCACCGACAACGAUCACCACGGUAGUGAGUGCCGUGAAUGAUGGCGCUCCGGCAACGACUACUGCGAGUAGUACCAGCACCACCAAAUCCUUGGAAAAGGAGGAUCCUGUAACGCCCCCGGUGUCCCCGAAUGUCGUCGUCAUCCCUGUGGGCGGUGGUCCGGCAGCACCGUCGAGCGAAGGGACUGUGGCUAGUCCAUCUUCGCCUAGACCGCCUUCUCGGGUAACUUCUCCUGAGUCCGAUCGACAUGAGAACGGUGCCACGGUUGCCAGCGAUCACGAGGAUAACGUGGACGAGGACGAACCAAUGCCGGAAGCUCCUGCGGCAGCCACUUCUCUCGCAGUGGAUGGCGAAUCCGUUUCUUCUCCCACAGGUGCGAGCUCGGCGGUGAAAUCUCCUACCACAGACACGGUAGUCAACGCGCCAAAUAAGGUCACCGGUACGACGAGUAGCGCUGCAACGACGAUCGUCAGCAACCAGGACCAGAAGGAUUCCCCCAGUCGCACUAAAGGAGAAAGGACCUGCGAUGGCAGCAGCAGCAGCAGCAGCGGCAGCAACAACACCUCCACCAGCAACAGCACCGGUGGCAAAAGCAGCUGUGACAACUGA